Messenger RNA from Amaranthus tricolor (Joseph's coat), 657 nucleotides. Its product is annotated as ethylene-responsive transcription factor ERF098-like. Gene Ontology annotation, biological process: ethylene-activated signaling pathway; regulation of DNA-templated transcription. The transcript is spliced from 3 exons. The record is from RefSeq and is a predicted model, not a curated record. Lineage: Eukaryota; Viridiplantae; Streptophyta; Magnoliopsida; Caryophyllales; Amaranthaceae. Gene Ontology annotation, molecular function: DNA-binding transcription factor activity; DNA binding. The coding region runs from base 1 to 657 and encodes 218 amino acids.
AUGGAAAGAGACAAUAAUAACAAUAACAACAACAAAAGAAAAAGUUCAGCCUUAAAGUAUAGAGGUGUAAGGAGACGUCCUUGGGGAAAAUAUGCGGCGGAGAUACGUGAUCCAAAGAGAAAUGGUGCUCGAUUGUGGCUUGGCACGUAUGAAACCGCGGAGGAGGCGGCUCGAGCUUACGAUAAAGCGGCGUUUAAAUUAAAAGGUCAUCUUGCCAUACUCAAUUUUCCUAAUGAUCAACAUUAUCAUUCUAGUGAUGGUAGUUCUUCUUCAACUUCAUUAUCUCAUCAAGAAGAUAAAAGAUCACAAGUUAUUGAGUUUGAGUAUGUUGAUGAUAAUGUGUUAGAGGAGCUUCUUGAUCAAGAAGAGAAGAAAAAUAAGAAAAGAAAAGUUAAACUUAGAAAAAAUAGAAUUAGGUUAUACCGAACCCAACCCACGAAAAGAAAGCGAAAGAAGAGAGAGGAGGAAGGAAGAAGGAAGAAGGCUUGCUGCCAGCCGGCUGUGGCUUCGGUGGCCGUCGUCGCACGCCGAUGGUAUCCCGGUGACUUCCGUAUCGCCGGAAAACUAAGGAUUUUUAGAGUUUACCUGGUGAUUGAAGCAUUUUUUGUUCAUUAUGGUAGAGAUUUGAUUCUCACCAUCUAUAAUGAGCCCGAAUAA